Salvia splendens (bonfire salvia) is the source of this 603-nucleotide messenger RNA. RefSeq names its product serine carboxypeptidase-like 18. The transcript is spliced from 6 exons. NCBI's taxonomy places the organism in Eukaryota, Viridiplantae, Streptophyta, Magnoliopsida, Lamiales, Lamiaceae. Gene Ontology annotation, biological process: proteolysis; secondary metabolic process. Gene Ontology annotation, molecular function: acyltransferase activity, transferring groups other than amino-acyl groups; serine-type carboxypeptidase activity. The record is from RefSeq and is a predicted model, not a curated record. The coding region runs from base 16 to 588 and encodes 190 amino acids.
UCAUCGAGUCCCAAAAUGACCCAAAUAGAGAGAGACCCUUUGCUGCUCUGGCUCACUGGCGGCCCCGGUUGCUCUGCCUUUUCCGGCCCCGUUUAUGAAAUCGGUCCACUGGCUUUUGAUUUUGAGAACUUUGAUGGAAGCUUACCUUCUCUUGUAUUGAACCCAUAUUCUUGGACUAAGGUUGCCAGCAUUAUAUUCCUAGAUUACCCUGUUGGAACUGGAUUCUCAUAUUCCAACACUACAACAAGCUACUCUUCCUCCGACACUAUUUCAACCCAACAUAAUUACACAUUUCUACGCAAGUGGUUGUUAGCUCAUCCCGAGUUUAUCAAGAAUCGUCUCUAUGUUACUGGUGACUCUUAUGGUGGCAAGAUUGCUCCCAUGCUUGCUCUUGAAAUAGCUAAAGGCAAUGAAGCGGGAAGAGAGCCAAUAAUGUCUCUCAAAGGCUACAUUGUUGGAAAUGCAGUGACGGAUGAAAAUGCGGAUAUUAAUGAAAGGAUACCUUAUGCUCACAGAAUGGCACUCAUUUCCGACAAACAAUUUGAGGUGUUUUCGUUUUUUAUUACCAAAUUUAAUCUAGUGCUAUAGAUUCGGAGUAUAUCU